UCUCCCCCCCACCACCUCCACCAGCCCCGGCUCUUAGCACUCCUCGCGUUGGCGCUAUUCAGUCUGCCCGGACUCCCGUGGGAUUCGCAGCCCAGCACAGUGUCACAGCUGCCAACCGCCCGGGACUCCGCCUGGACCCAGCAGCAGCAGCAGCAGCACACCUGGGCGAACUCCGGCUGCGGAGACGCUGAUGCGUAAGGCCGGAACUGCUGGCGGAGAUCGCUCUCACCGCUGACGAUGCUGCGCGGGCCAAGGCGUCUCUGGAGGAACAAGAACAACAACAAGAACAACAACAACAAGAACAACAACAACAAGAACAACAACAAGAACAACAACAAGAACAAGAACAACAAGAACAACAACAGCAGCAGUCACACGACAGCCAUCACCUGUGUAGCCUCGCGCCUCCUCCAACAUUAGCGGGGGACGCCGCAACGAUGACGCAUCAGCACCGGCAGGACUCGGAGACGUCGGGCAGAGACCCCUGGCAGAGCCGCUCCGUCGCCAUGCACCCUCGCAAGAGAAAGAAAAGGUUCCGCUGUGACCGCAUCCUCUUCCUGGCCACCGUGACCACCUGCGCCUGCCUGCUGCUCUCCUCGCCGGAGGACGGCACGCCGAGGACGGAUGACGAGCAGGCGCCGGACGCGGCCAUCGUCCGGACGCCGUCCGCAUCUUUCAGAACGAGGAGGGCUCUACAAGAGGAGGGGGUCGGCAACAACGAGACGGACGGGGGGCGGCGGUGGAGGAACGCGUCCGCGGGCAACGCGAGCGCGAACCUGGGUGGGCGAGCCGAGAGGCGAGCGGCAGACAACGCGUCGGCCGUCGCCUACGAACCGCAGGGGGACUACCCGCAGGACCUCUUCUCGCUGGCGGAGCGACGCCAGGGUGCCGUGGCAUUCCACAUCAUGGGCAUGAUGUACAUGUUCAUCUCGCUGGCCAUCGUGUGCGACGAGUUCUUUGUGCCGGCGCUCACGGUCAUCACGGAGAAGCUGCGCAUCUCCGAAGACGUGGCGGGAGCGACGUUCAUGGCCGCGGGCGGUUCGGCGCCCGAGCUCUUCACGUCGCUCAUCGGGGUCUUCAUCUCGCACAGCAACGUGGGUAUCGGCACCAUCGUGGGCUCAGCCGUCUUCAACAUCCUGUUCGUCAUCGGCAUGUGCGCCGUCUUCUCCAAGGAGAUCCUCCGCCUCACGUGGUGGCCACUAUUUCGGGACGUGAGUUUCUACAUCAUCGACCUCAUCAUGCUCAUCAUCUUCUUCCUGGACAACCAGAUCAUGUGGUGGGAGAGCGUCACGCUGCUGUGCUGCUACAUCAGCUACGUGAUCUUCAUGAAGUUCAACGCGAACGUGGAGGGCUGGGUGAAGAACAACAUCGUGCGCAGACGGGUCGUCAGGGUCACGGCAGCUGAGGAUGACAAGAUGAGCAACGGCACGAACAUGAGUGAUGAAGUGGACGAAACCAAACUCAAGCCCAAGCCACAGCUGCAGCGCGGUGGCAGCUCAGCCUCGCUGCACAACAGCACCAUGAGGAAUGGGAUUUUCCAGCUCAUGAUCCACACUCUGGACCCCCUCAGCGAAGUUGAUGCAGAAGCGAAUCCAAAUGUCACCCUGACCGAAGAAGGGAGGUUCAGAGAAAAGGCAAGCAUCUUGCACAAGGCGGCCAAGAAGUUACAGUCUGGACAGGACGAACUGGAAGGAGAAGAAGGGAGGCGACCUGCGAAGCGGGAGCAGCCGAAUACCGUGAGCAUCGCCGUACCGGUGGGGCCGCCCGGGCUGCAAAACGGCAACGCCCGGCACAACGAGGAGAUCCAGAGAGACGCCGACACGACGGGAGCCGUCAGGGAGGCCGCGAGGCCGGCAGCGGAGGAGGAGGACGGCGGCGGCGAUGACGACAACGAGCAGCCCCUCAGCCUGGCGUGGCCCAACAGCUGCCGCAAGAGGAUCACCUUCCUCAUCAUCUUCCCAAUCAUAUUCCCACUGUGGCUCACGCUGCCAGACGUCAGAAACCCCUCAGCAAAGAAAUUUUUUGUGGUGACCUUCUUCGGAGCCAUCCUGUGGAUUGCAGCGUUCUCCUACCUCAUGGUGUGGUGGGCCCAUCAGGUGGGAGAGACCAUUGGCAUCACGGAGGAGAUCAUGGGCCUCACCAUCCUGGCAGCAGGAACCUCCAUCCCUGACCUCAUCACCAGCGUGAUCGUCGCUCGCAAGGGACUGGGUGACAUGGCCGUCUCCAGCUCCGUGGGCAGCAACAUCUUCGACAUCACCAUUGGACUGCCCUUCCCCUGGCUGCUCUUCGCCAUGCUCCACUCGUUCGAACCGGUGAAGGUGAGCAGCAACGGGCUCUUCUGCGCCAUCGUGCUGCUAUUCCUCAUGCUGCUCUUCGUCAUCAUCUCCAUCGCCCUCUGCGGCUGGAAGAUGAACAAGGCGCUGGGAGGCAUAAUGUUCUUGCUCUACUUGCUCUUCCUGGUGACGAGCGUGCUUCUGGAGGACCGCGUCAUCGUCUGCCCGAUCACCGUCUGAUCACGCGUUCCACUCAGCCCUGGCCGUGCUGGAAGUCGAGUCACGCGUCAAUCCUCAAGCAAUGCCAUUCCCUCGCUUCGUCGUUACGUUGCAUGUUGUCGUUUGUUGCUGUCGUCUCAAGUCUCAUUGAAGCGCGAUUUCACCGCGGCGCGCACAGCACUUGCUCUGCACGUUGACGUGCGGUCUGGACUCUUGACACGUGGGAGCAGACGGGUGGACGGUGGGAGGGGGGGGGGGAGCGAUUCAUCCCCCCAAGAGCGGCGGGUUCUACGAGAAGGACCAAGAGAGAAAGAGCGCGUUUGACACUCGGUACGGCGGAUGAGCACGUCGUCGUCCCUCGGUCAGUGGUGAAGAGGAAGGGGGCACGGAGCAGUCGUGGUGGUCGACCAUGCGACCGUCAUCCAGGCUGCACUUGGACAUCCUAACAAUAACCGACACUUGAAGCGCCGUUGGCUACGUAGCCAAAGUGGGGAAUUGCUUUGCACCACCUUCAAUUGAGGCUUCAGAUAGGUUUGUGGGGAGGAGGUGGAGGGGGGGGGUAUAUACUGGAAUGUUUUUCUUUUCUCUCAACGUUGAACCUCAAACCGCUUGGUAGUCCCGUAGCAACGAAUGGAGCAACAGAUAACUGAUACCGGACAACUAACCGCAUUGCCCUGCAGUUUUGAACGCGUCGUCGUGAAUGCGGUCUAUCGGUUUGACGGGGGUGGGGGGGGGUUUGACGAUUCGAAGCGUCCAAGGCGAGUUCGUGGUUCCGGCUGUAAAGCGGCGCAGCGUCGUGCUCGCGUUCGUGUGUGAACACUGAACGGCGCUUGUCUAACGAACCUUCUUCACGUACAGAGACACGCGUUCUAUGAAGUUAGAGGAAAGGAUGGCCCUCGGAAUGGAAUUUUCCAAGGGGCUCCGCUAAAUUAUGGUCUCGCAGAUGCGGACCUGCGGCAACGCUGUGCUGCCUGUUAAGCUCCAACAAUGUUAUUUUGGUCAGCUAUUAGUUGGGGACAAUGUUUGAUUGUGCACGAAGCCAUUGCUCUUUCUUGUUUCUUUACACGCAUGUUACGUGAUGUACUGCAAUUUCCGGAGACAUAUGCACUUUUACGUAGGAAUCUUUGUUUUUAUGUAGCUGAUGAAAGCUCCAAACAGUGGUCUACAGAUCACAAAUGAUCAUCAGUGCAGGCCCCAUAUGAGCAUGCUUUAGCUUUAUUGAGAUGACACUUGAGACAGACGGGAAAUAAUAACACAUUUGGAAUUAAUGCAUCGCCCAAAUUGUAGGGUCAACGCUAUCCUCAAGUCAGAGACGGAUACAGCAAAGGCACAGACUUGAGGACCGGUCAGAAAUAGUAAUGCAAUAAAGUAUUGACAAUUGUGCUUUUUUUUUGUUUUGCUUAAACCACCAAUAUACAAGAGGGUUUGCCAGUCCAGAAAGCUUAAACGCAUAUGUUGAUCAAGAAUCUGGAGGAAACGCCUGGCCACUUGUUUCUCCGGCGCUCACAUUCUCCGAAGACGACACGCCAGGAGAACGCUGCCAACGUGCCGCUUCGGCUGCACGGCAGUGUAAAGCCCCGAACGCGCGCGGGCACGUUCAGUUGGCUCUGCUUAAAAUACACCUGCCUGUGUAGUGGUAACGUACGUAGGAUUCUCAUUGCUUCCGUUGAAGAAGUAUCAUUGCAGCGGAGAGGGGAUCCAGUACUUCCCAAGUUCAGGCUUUGUAUUGCACUUAGCGAUGUAGCGGUCUACGUGCGAAGCACCCACCCGGAACUUCCACGGUAAAGUCCUCGCUUAACGCGGUAGAUGCGUUCCGGAAAAGCGAACGAACACAUUGCAUAAUCGUAACUCGUUAUAGGCAAAAUGCCGGCACACAAAUGAACCACAACACCUUGCUCAUCUCGUCAAGGAGUAUAAACCAUCACGCGAACUCUCGCCAUCCUCGCAGCGGCUACCCAUUGAACAAAGACGGCCACU
Petromyzon marinus (sea lamprey) is the source of this 4469-nucleotide messenger RNA. RefSeq names its product sodium/potassium/calcium exchanger 2-like. The record is from RefSeq and is a predicted model, not a curated record. Gene Ontology annotation, molecular function: calcium channel activity; calcium, potassium:sodium antiporter activity. Gene Ontology annotation, cellular component: plasma membrane. Gene Ontology annotation, biological process: calcium ion transmembrane transport; long-term synaptic potentiation; intracellular calcium ion homeostasis. NCBI's taxonomy places the organism in Eukaryota, Metazoa, Chordata, Hyperoartia, Petromyzontiformes, Petromyzontidae.